AUUUGUACUGUACUGUCACCAUGUUGAAACGUAUUUACAAGCCGAUGGAAGACGGUGGAGCUUUAUUUAGAACAUGGUAUAUCCAAAAAUGUACUAUAAUGAAAAAAGAAAUUUGAUGCAAAGACUUGAUUUAUACAUAAUAUAUAUAUAUAUACACACACACACACACUCACACACACACACACACACACACACACACACACACACGAAUUUCGCCUGUUGCCCUCUUAAAGUGUAACAGAUUGAUGCAUUUCCACGGAUCAUCUUGAAGGUUUUGGUUUCUUUUUACGGAAACACAAACUACUGAAAACCCUUCCCUAACAACACUACACAGCAUCCACUCUGUGUGCUCAGCAACAAUUAAUCCCCCUUUACUUUUUGCGAGUAAGAGAGCGAGAGAGAGAGAUACUGUAUACUUUGCUAUACUGCUAUAUACGUUAUAAUAUAUACUGUAUGUAUGUACUGUAUGAAUGGUGCGUGCGCGCGCGCGUGUGUUUAUAAAGGGUUUAUUUAAUGCUUACAGCACAAAAUAUGCAGGUCGUUUGCUGCCGGGUGAAGAAGCUGAAAAACAUGAACUAUGUUAUAAAGCCAAGAUGCUGAGUGUCAAUUAAUUCAUUGAUGAAGUUAACAUGUGGUUGAUAAAUGGUGAUGUUCCUGUCGAUGACGCUGUAAAUCACCCAGUUGUCGGGCAAUGGUAGCUCAUAUAUAGCUAUACCAUAACCAUGUAAAUUGUUCAAUACAUUUUUGUUGAAGUACCUGUGUUUGCCUUCCUGAAUAUAGAUACAGCAUUCAUGGCUCUCAUCGGUAUUUCUAAUUUGGAAGAAUUUGUCUUUAAUGGAUUCACCUCUGUGUCCACUAGAAAAAAAUUUCCUAAAGUCAUAAUACACUCCUGUCCACAUACUUUUGUCUACGUUUGCUUUGGGGCUUUUUAUGGUUUGGGCUAUAGCCUACGCCCUUUAGUUCAAAUGAAUUCAAUCUUAAUGCUACAGCAUACACUAUAUACACUAUAUUUUAGACAAUGUGUAUGCAACCAACUUUGUGGAAAUGGAGAGAGCAUUUCCUGUUUCAACAAGGCUUCAUUCACUAGAAAUUGUUUUUCCUAGUUUGAUGUGAAAGAGCUGGACAGGACUAAAAAAUACGACAAAGAUAACAAUGAACUUGUGCGCACAAUAUGAAAAAAACAUGACCCUUUGGGACUUUAGGGGCUCCGUACUAAUGCAAUGGUAACACGUGAGAAGCACAAAUUUACUAGAGGUAUCAAACAAUGACUUAGGCUUUUCAUUUGACAUCUAUUAACGUGUCUAAAUGCUGUGGAAUAAAAGAAAAAAAACUUGAUAAUGCAAGUUGGUGCUUUCCUAACAGUCAAAUAUACAGUCUAUGAGUCAAACCGCUUUUUCUACGGGUGGCCUACAAGCCAGUGCCAAUAUUUCCGUGAGCACCUGAAGUGAACGCAGAACUGAGAACAGCCUCAGCCUCCUGUGUGUGAUCAGCAGGAGCAAACUAUAAAUCGGCCUUUUAAAAAUCACCACUGACUGACAGCGUUCACAGCAGGGAAGUCACGCCCAGAGAUGUGUUAAGAAAAGGCCAAACCAGAGAGCGAACAGACAUGGGCACUCUGCAGCAUCUGAACGCCUUCAUCUGUGAGCGGCUGACGGCGGCGGCUGUGGAGAUCUUCGGGGCGGUGGAGAAAACGUUGACCGAGCACCAGGAAGAGAUCGGCCGAUCCAAGCAGGAGAUAGAUCACCUGCGAUCACUGCUGCUGCGGCAUGAAGUCAGAUUACACAGAUCAGAAGCUCAUCAGGUCUGUGAUAAGGAGGCGUCUCCUGAGCUUAUGAAAAGAGAAGGUGACAAGGAGCCACACUCACACCUCUACAGAAUAUUAACUGUUGAACAGAGAGCAGAUAUCAAAGCUGAGCCUGAUGCUGAUGAGUUUAUAACAUCUGCACCAACCAGGGAGGCUGAGGUCCCCAGUGGAAGAAAUCCAGAGUCUUCUGGACUGCGACGAGAAACCCUGAAAGAUCCACUUGAAAUCACUCAUCAUGAGCAGGAUGGGCCUGAUGAGCAGCAGUACACUGAACAAGACUGGAGCCUCUGUCAGGACCAUGAUGACCCCGAUCCCCCUCAGAUCAAAGUGGAAAAGUUUACACCAUCUAGUCCUCGGGGAGAAACAGACCAUGAGUAUGAACUCUAUCUUCAGUCAGAGAAAAGUGAUUAUGAUGAGCCUCGUUCUUGUAGCCUGACCCACGGCCAGAUUAUGAGCAACAAAACAUUUCACAAAGCAGAGGAACAGAGAAGAGACGCUGAUGGAAAAGGCUGCAAAUUGUUCAGACUGACCAGAGCAUCUCAACCCUUCUACUUCCUAAAUCACUGUGAAUAUGGUCAGAAUAGAGAUGGUGUGGUGAACGGAGAAUGGAUUAAGGCGCUCGUACCUACAGAAACAAGAAAGAAGAGGAAAAACUCCAUCUUGUGCAGCGAGGACGGAGAGAGUAUUGGGGUGGAGGAAGAUGUGAACAAUCUCACCAGGGAGAGGAGACACACUUGUCCCAUGUGUGCGAAACGUUUUAAAGAGUCGAGCCAUUUGAAAGACCACGUGAGAAUCCACACGGGUGAGAAGCCGUACCAGUGUAAGGAAUGUGGUGUGAACUUCAGGCAGAGGGGAGCUUUGACUUUGCACAUGAGGAUCCACACGGGGGAACGACCGUACCAGUGCUCCGACUGUGGUCGCCGCUUCAACCGGAAAGGCGACAUGGAGACGCACAUGGUGACACACACAGGGGAGAGACCCCAUCUUUGCAUGGUGUGUGGGAAAAGCUUCAAAAGGAAGAGCAACUUAAACACACAUCUAAAGAUCCAUGUAGAGGACAAAAUGGAUUACACUCCACCAUUGUGACUGUUUACACACUGUGUCAUGCUGCUGGAAAUCAUGGAUUGUCAGAGACUAUAUUAGUAUGCUGACUGCAGUAUAUUUCAUAAUACAGCUCAUAAUUCAUUUGUCCAGGAAACAGCAUAGAUAAACAUUUAUAAACUAGCUGAAAUGGUCUUUUUUUUUAUCUUAACAGCAAAAACAGAUAUAAGAUUUGUUGUAAUGCAUUUAAAGUGAUGGGGACAUGUUUGGAUUCUCACGUAGUCGACAUGCAAAUUAUAGACUCACUUUCUAUAAUUCGCUUAUUUCAAGUGAGGAUGAUGACUAGCAUCAUGUUAUUGCCAACAAGACUGCAAAAGGACAGUCAUCACCAUAGUAGCAGCAAUUACUUAACUGUAUAUCCAUUCAUAUCUCAUGCAUCCCUCACAUCUGAAUAUUUCAACAAAGGAGAAGAUGAACAAAAGUAAAACACACAGAACUGAAAGUUGAACAAAAUGGUCAAAUCAUGUAUAAAACUGCUACAGGCCAAUUUCAGGAUCAGAUGAUGAAGCUACAUUAGUGUUGGAAGAGUGAAACAGUACAGUAAACUUCCAACAUACAGUGAGGGGUGCGUGUUUAUGUGUUAAGAGAUAUUUUAAAGCUGCACUAAUGGACAUGUUAAAAAUGAAAAACCAGAUGUGAUAUGAUACUGUUGCUCACCACUGACAAGACCCUGAGGCCCAGCUGGCUCUGGGCAUUUAUGAUUUUCCCUCAACAUAUACCCUGUUAUGGCGUCUGACACACAUAUUAAAGAUUGUCACAGUUCCCAAACCUGAGGGAAACAUUGAAAGUAGGCAAAAAAAACCUCUCCACUCCCACACUGCU
Molecule: messenger RNA, 3727 nt
Organism: Seriola aureovittata
Lineage: Eukaryota; Metazoa; Chordata; Actinopteri; Carangiformes; Carangidae
Product: zinc finger protein 479-like
Exons: 3
Coding region: 1607-2890 (427 amino acids)
Source: RefSeq, a predicted model, not a curated record